AUGUCUACUCAGCUCCGCUACGUCCUCUGGGCCCCCGACUGCACCGACGCUGACGUCUCCAAGCGCCGCAUCUCCCUCGCCGAAGCGCACGUCACGUGGCUCGACGGCCAGGUCUCUGCAGGUGUCAUCCACCUCAACGGCGCGAUCCUCGCGGCCGACGAGGCCCCGCCCGCGAACACGAUGCCCGACUCGCGCGGCUCGCUGAUGAUCAUCAAGGCGGGGAACUCGCCGCGGCCAAGGCCGUCGUCGAGUCGAGCCCGUACUUCACCGGGAACGUCGUACUGGGACAAGGCCAAGCUCACGCCUUCGCUUUUUGACGACUUCGAUUUCCUCCUUCACGCAUUUUUACGCCCUGCCACGUUGAAUAUGCGCUACCCCGCCGUUAUAUCCGCUGUGCUCAUCGCGGUCACUGCAGCACCUGCACUAGCCGCCCCUUCGGGACUCGACCUCCGUGCGGUGAAAGAUGAUGCGCUCGCACAGCGCAGCUUCGACGACGUGCUCUAUGCUCGGGACCUGUUGGCCAGAGGAAACGCCGAUCCGAGUCGUCCACAACGGUCACGGUCCCCCACUCCCACCCGGACGCCGCUCCAUCCCAAACCUGGCCCCAGAAAGCCACGUCCCGGGCCUCCGUAUGGUGGUCCCCAGCAUGGUCCUCCACCAUCUGCCCCAAAGCCAAUACGGGUGAGGUCGCUUGACGAGUAUUUGCUUGCGAGGGCAAGUGAGGAGGACGAGCUGUUCGCGCGCGCAUGGGAGGACGCAGUGUUCGCUAGAACGCUCAGCUAG
This is a messenger RNA of Fomitopsis serialis, 783 nucleotides long. RefSeq lists its product as uncharacterized. NCBI's taxonomy places the organism in Eukaryota, Fungi, Basidiomycota, Agaricomycetes, Polyporales, Fomitopsidaceae. The transcript is spliced from 5 exons. Bases 1 to 783 code for a protein of 260 amino acids. The record is from RefSeq and is a predicted model, not a curated record.